This is a messenger RNA of Morchella importuna, 1179 nucleotides long. RefSeq lists its product as uncharacterized. Gene Ontology annotation, cellular component: nucleus. The coding region runs from base 1 to 1179 and encodes 392 amino acids. The transcript has 5 exons. Lineage: Eukaryota; Fungi; Ascomycota; Pezizomycetes; Pezizales; Morchellaceae. Gene Ontology annotation, biological process: double-strand break repair; DNA recombination. The record is from RefSeq and is a predicted model, not a curated record. Gene Ontology annotation, molecular function: DNA binding.
AUGGCGGCGACUCAAGCAAAGGGGACACUUUUGCGUGUCUUACGAAACGACACGCCAGAUGAAAACCAAUAUAUACUUCUCCACACCACGCCCACGAAUGCCUCCUCGCCGCUAAACCUACAGCUGCACGCGACUGACGGGGAGUCAGCUUUUGGAUUCAAAUUGAAACAGAGUAAACUAGAUGAGCUCCGGGCCAAGUCCUACACCGGCAGUGUCGCAGAGCUGGAGAGGAUAUUUUCGGUAUUGCUGAAGAUUCCAAUCACGGAGCCACAGCUGGUCCCCAGGGGGGUUGAGAUGGCAGCUUCAGUAGAUAAGAAUUAUAUAACUCUGACUAUCCGCCAAGAUAUUGGUGGAAUCAAGCAGCGUAUCGCCGCCAUCAAGCUCCCAGAGGUAGAAGAAGACAUUCCUAUUUUCGAAUGGGCCAUCGAGAGCUGUGGUGCCGUUUCAGAUAGCUCUUCCGAGCUCAAGGACCUCCAAUCACAGCUAAAAAGCCAGGAAGAAGCGAUCCAAAAACUUACCAAACAGCUCAGCACCCUCGUAGACCUUAAAAAAGAACACGAGGAGAUGCUCCUCUCCAAGUUCGCCCUGCUCCUCAAUUCCAAGAAGAGCAAGAUCCGCGAACUAUCCCGUGCGCUAGAGGAGGCCACCGGAACCCCCACAGGCCCAGGCCCUGCUGGACCGCAAGGAUCUGUAGAAGUCAAGCCCGAGCCAGAACCUAGUCCAUCGCCGCCGCCAGCUCCUGCCCCCACCCGCGCAUCCCGUGACAAACCAAAGGCCACGAUAGCGAGUAGAAAACGCAAACCCGUCGCCCCGCCCAGCGAGUCAGACUCCGAUGGUUUCGUAAAAAUGAAGGUCGACAAAGGGAAGUCCGUUGCACCGCCGCCAAGUGAUAAAACAGAGGAUACGGAAGAUUCUGAAGAGGCGUUUACACUGAUAAAGACGCCGGAGGAAUCCCAGACGCAGGUAGGGGAUACGGUGGAGGAAGAUGAGGAGGAGGAGCAGCCCACGGUGAGAGGGAGAGGUGGAAGAGGGCGAGGUAGGGGAAGAGGUAGAGGUAGAGGCAAGGCAGAGGCACCGGCAAGGAAGCAGCCGGCAAGGACAAAGAAGGAAGAGAGUCCAGUCGUGGAACUCCCGGAAAUAAACGAAUCAUCAGGAGGGACAGAUGACGAUGAGUUGUGA